Entelurus aequoreus (snake pipefish) is the source of this 3314-nucleotide messenger RNA. Its product is annotated as transcription factor 7-like 1-B. Gene Ontology annotation, cellular component: beta-catenin-TCF complex. NCBI's taxonomy places the organism in Eukaryota, Metazoa, Chordata, Actinopteri, Syngnathiformes, Syngnathidae. The coding region runs from base 261 to 890 and encodes 209 amino acids. Gene Ontology annotation, biological process: canonical Wnt signaling pathway; regulation of transcription by RNA polymerase II. The record is from RefSeq and is a predicted model, not a curated record. The transcript is spliced from 6 exons. Gene Ontology annotation, molecular function: DNA-binding transcription factor activity, RNA polymerase II-specific; RNA polymerase II cis-regulatory region sequence-specific DNA binding.
UGGGAGUACAUUGUAGCUUAUUGGUUGAGUUCGCUAGCAGCUGAAUGAGGAACAAGCUAGCUUGUUAGCUCGCUAACAGCGUGUCAAAUAUUGUAGCUAACUCGACUUUCAACAUGGAAAUAUACUAAAGCGGUUUGUUAACACAGUUCACUACUUUUUCUUCAAUGUACUUACGUAAUUAAAAUCGUUUUUGUUCCAGAACGUCCUGCUAGAUAGACGUGCCAUAUGACGUUCUGGCCCCGCCCCCUUCUCGCCAACCAAUGGCGCGCUCCGAAACGAACAAGCCUCGCCGGAUGACACCAACUAAACUCAUUCCAACUACAUUUGCCGCCAUGGAGCCAGACUGGGACUUGAUCCUCGAACUGAUCGACGAGGACUUAGGUCCCAAAAUCUCGCCGGAAAUUGGCCCCCGUGGUCGGUUCGAAGACUGCAUCUACCACGGGGAACAGAUAAUGGCGCCUUUCAAUCAUCUGGCCCCUCCCCAAACAGUAAGACCCCCAAUGGCGCCCGUCAAUCAUCUAGUCCCUCAGCCACAAACAGUGAGACCCUCAGUGGCGCCCGUCAAUCAGCUGCCGCCACCUCCACCGACAGUCAGCUGUGUUCCUGUGGCGAUGCAGCCGGAGGUCAUGGGCCAAAAUCCAGUUGGAGUCAUGUGUAGCAACGGUCAGCUGCUGUUCAAGAUGGAACCUGGAGAGGAACCUGACACCUUCUUCACCAACCCUCCUCCAAACUCAUCCAAGAGAAAGAGGAGGACAGGGAACAACGACGACAGGCCUUACAUCAAGAAGCCUCCAAACGCCUUCAUGCUGUUCAUGAAGGAGCAGCGUCCCAACGUCAAGGCCAAGUUCCUCAACAAGGACAGCGCCACCGUCAACAAAGCCCUCGACUAGAGAGAGUAGAAUACUAGUUAAUAAUAAUGAUAAAUGAUAAAUGGGUUAUACUUGUAUACUGCUUUUCUACCUUCAAGGUACUCAAAGCGCUUUGACAGUAUUUCCACAUUCACCCAUUCACACACACAUUCACACUGAUGGCGGGAGCAUAUGUUACAAACAUGAGACUAGACAACUUGUUAAUAAUGUUAGAAACAUGGGACUAGACUACUAGUUAAUAAUGUUAGAAACAUGAUACUAGACUACUAAUUAAUAAUGCUAGAAACAUGGGACUAGACUACUAGCUAAUAAUGUUAGAAACAUGAGACUAGACUACUAGUUAAUAAUGUUAGUAACAUGAUAGACUACUAGUUAAUAAUUUUAGACACAUGAGACUAGACUACUAGUUAAUAAUGUUAGAAACAUGAGACUAGACUACAAGUUAAUACUGCUAGAAACAUGAGACUAGACUACUAGUUAAUAAUGUUAGUGACAUGAGACUAGACUACUGGUUAAUGUUAGUGACAUGAGACUAGACUUCUAGUUAAUAUUGUUAGAAACAUGAGACUAGACUACUAGUUAAUGUUAUAAAUAUGAUACUAGACUACAAGUAAUGCUAGACACACAAGACUUGACUACUAGUUAAUAAUGCUAGAAACAUGAGACUAGACUACUUGUUAAUAAUGUUAUAAACACGGGACUAGACUACUAGCUAAUAAUGUUAGAAACAUGAAAAUAGACUACUAGUUAAUGUUAGUAACAUUAUAGACUACUAGUUAAUAAUAGAAACAUUAUACUAGACUACUAGUUAAUACUGUUAGAAAUAUUAGACCAUACGACUAGUUAAUAAUGCUAGAAACAUGAGACUAGACUACUAGUUAAUGUUAUAAACAUGAGACUAGACUACUAGUUAAUAAUGUUAGUGCCAUGGGACUAGACUUCUAGUUAAUACUGUUAGUGACAUGAGACUAGACUAGUAGUUAAUAAUGUUAGUAAAAUUUAGUUAGUAUUGUUAGAAACAUGUUAAUAUUGUUAGAAACAUGAGACUAGACUACUAGUUAAUGUUAUAAAUAUGAUACUAGACUACAAGUUAAUGCUAGACACACAAGAAUGGACUACUAGUUAAUAAUGCUAGAAACAUGAGACUAGACUACUUGUUAAUAAUGUUAUAAACACUGGACUAGACUACUAGCUAAUGUUAGAAACAUGAAACUAGACUACUAGUUAAUGUUCGUAACAUAGACUACUGGUUAAUAAUAAAAACAUACUAGGCUACUAGUUAAUAAUGUUAGAAAUAUUACACCAUACGACUAGUUAAUAAUGCUAGAAACAUGAGACUAGACUACUAGUUAAUAACGUUAUAACAUGAGAAUAGACUAAUAGUUAAUAAUGUUAGUGCCAUGGGACUAGACUGCUAGUUAAUACUGUUAGUGACAUGAGACUAGACUACUAGUUAAUAAUGUUGGUGAAAUUAGACUAGACUAGUUAAUGUUAGAAAUAUGAUACUAAACUACAAGUUAAUAAUUUUAGAAACAUGAGACUAGACUAGUUAAUAAUGUUUGAAACAUGGGACUAUAUCACUAGUUAAUAAUGUUAGAAACAUGAGACUAGAUGACUAGUUAACAAUGUUAUAAACAUGAGACUAGACUACUAGUUAAUAAUGUAAGAAACAUGAGACUUGAUGACUAGUUAAUAAUGUUACAACCAUGAGACUAGACUACUAGUUAAUAAUGUUAGAAACAUGAUACUAGACGACUAGUUAAUAAUGUUAGGAAGAUGAGACUAGAUGACUAGUUAAUAAUGUUAGAAACAUGAGACCAGACGACUUGUUGAUAAUGUUAGAAACAUGGGACUAGACUACUAGUUAAUGUUGGAAACAUACUAGACUACACGUUAAUAAUGCUAGAAACAUACUAGACUACAAGUUAAUAAUGCUAGAAACAUGAGAAUGGACUACUAGUUAAUAAUGUUAGUAACAUGGGACUAGAUUACUAGUUAUUGUUAGAAACAUGAGACUAGACUACAAGUUAAUAAUGUUAGAAACAUGAGACUAGACUACUAGUUAAUCAUGUUAGAAACAUGGGACUAAACUACUAGUUAAUAAUGUUAGAAACAUGGGACUAGAUGACUACUUAAUAAUGUUAGAAACAUGAGACUAGACUACUAGUUAAUAAUGUUUGUAAACUAAUAAAAUAAAUAACAAAAUAUGAACGAUCUGCUAUUUUAAAAUAAUAAUUUGGUCCAAUAAUAUUCAAAUAGCAACUACUGCAUAACAUAAAUGUAUUUCCAUGCUUAAAUAAGAAUACUAGACCAAAUUAAAUGUUACACAGCCGUAACUUCCUGCCUCUUAGUUUGCAGAAAAUAGACAUUCUCAGGUUUCUCUAUGUUUACAUUUUCACACUUAGCACAACUUUGUUACACUCUAGUAAGCAAUUGUUAUGUAUU